Pyrenophora tritici-repentis Pt-1C-BFP is the source of this 1890-nucleotide messenger RNA. NCBI's taxonomy places the organism in Eukaryota, Fungi, Ascomycota, Dothideomycetes, Pleosporales, Pleosporaceae. The record is from RefSeq and is a predicted model, not a curated record.
AUGGCAAUCCGGCCGCUCAACUCGAGCCUCAUCUUUGACCGGCGCGUCAUCUUAGGUCUCGUUGCUGCCGUCGUUCUUGCUUUCACUUUUGCCUUUCUCUAUUCGCCCGAUCUGCGUCCCAGCACCGACUGGAUGCCACCGUUGAGCACGAAACCUACCUCCCCCUUCACCCCGCCGCUGAAGAACAACGAAGACCCGUACGUUGUUGAGCUAGACUACCUAGCUAUCAGACCAAAUGUCACGGAAAAAGUCAGAUCCUACUGGAACAUACCGUAUGCGGCCGACGCAGGUGGCAAGAACAGAUUCCGGGGACCGCAGCCCGUGAACAGGACAUAUGGUAUUGGCAUUGGUGAGAAGCCUUUGGUAUGGGAUGGGGCGCUGGGCAUGUGCCCGAGGAUACAAAAGAUUGACCCAAAUCUGAGGAACAGGAAGGAUAUCUCAGGACCAGAGGUAUUGGGAAUCAAGGCACGUUCGACAGAGGACUGUCUGAGCUUAAACGUCUUCACCCCGUUCGAUGCCGAACCUGGUGACGAUCUACCUGUUCUGGUCAACAUUCCUGGCGGUGGUUUCCAUCUACCGGGACGCAGCAAUGGAGGCGAGAUGGUGGAGAAGGCGCGGCGUGAAAAGGGUGUCAACGGCAAACUCGACAAGGGCAUCGUAGUAGUCACCAUGUACUACCGCAAUGGCAUUUACGGCUUCUUGUCUGGAGAGCAGAUUGCAAAGGACGGCAACUACAACAAUGGACUCCGCGAUCAGAGAGCGGCGCUGGAAUGGGUCCAGAAGUACAUUCGCUACUUUGGCGGUAACCCCGACCACGUCGUCAUCAUGGGCACGAGUGCAGGUGGCGCAUCCGUAAUGCUGCAACUCACUGCCAACCAAGGCGACAACUACUACCCCGUCCCCGGCACCGGCCGCAAACAGCUCUUCCACGGCGCCAUCGCCCAAUCCCCCGCAAGUCCGACCUUCUUCACGACCGAACAAGCCGAGAAGUUCUACAACGAGGUAGCCUCGGGCCUGAACUGUACCGACAUUGCCUGCGUGCGCAAUGCAGCCACGGGCGAUCUCUACUACGAGAACUACCCCAUGAACUUCCCCGGCCGCAACACUCCACCCCGCUGGAUGUGGGCGCCGACCACCGAGCCCGCAGGCGGCAUGUUCACAGCCCCCGCCCCCGCGUCUAUCAUGGCAAACCGCUACGCCAAAGUCCCCACCAUCAUCGGCUUCACCUCCAACGAAGGCUCGGACCAAGUCAAGAAGACCACCGACAACGAAGCCGAAUUCAAAUCCUACCUCAAAGACCACUACCCACUCCUCACCGACGAAGACCUCAACACGCUCGUAAAAACUUACCCCAACGACCGCCACUGGCCCGACAGCGGCAAAUGGUGGGACGCCGUCGCAAAAGCCCAAGGCGACAUCCGCUACAUCUGCCCCACGUACCUAGCCUCCAACGCAAUGGCCGAGCACAACCCGCCCACUGUGCCCACGUACCAAUACCAAUGGGACGUCAUGUGGGGCGUCGACAUUGAAAACGGCUUCGGCACCAAACACGCCGGCACCGUCGGCCAAGUCAUGGUGCGUCGCCAAAACGAGAUUUCGGAUUACUUCAUCUCGUUUAUCAAGUUCCUCGACCCCAAUGUCGAACAUGAGACUAUUCCGAGAAAGGACGUCAAGAUUGCAAAGUGGGAACCGCUGGAUGCGUCGGGGAGGAGGAUGUUUUUUACGAAUAUCAAGGAGGGGGGUCAUCGGGGUGAUGGCACGGAUAUGCUGGGUCCGAUGCGUACGGAGAUGAGGACGAGGGAUGCGGAGAGGGAGAGGAAGUGUGGGAUUAUUAGGGGUAUGUUUAGGAGGUUGCAGUUUGAUGGCGUUGAGGCGGUCAAGGUGGGCUGA